AUGGAAUUUGAUCUUCUUCUUCUUUCUCCCAUGGAAGCCAUUGCAGCACUGUUAACACUCGCAUUCCUCUUCUACUUCAUCUUAUCGACAAAAAAAACUUCAAAACUACCAUUACCACCGGAAAUUGCCGGAGGAUGGCCGGUAAUCGGUCAUCUUUUCUACUUCAACAACGACGGCGACAAUCGUCCGUUAGCUCGAAAACUCUCCGAUUUAGCCGAUAAAUACGGCCCUGUUUUCACAUUCCGGGUCGGACUUCACCGCGUGUUAGUAAUCAGCAGUUACGACGCCGUAAAAGAGUGUUACACCAAAAACGACGCCGUAUUCGCGAAUCGUCCAGCUUGUCUCUACGGCGAAUACAUUGGGUACAAUAACGCCAUACUUUUUCUAGCUAAUUACGGAUCUUACUGGCGAAACAUAAGAAAAUUAAUCAUUCAGGAAGUUCUAUCCAACUCUCGUCUCGAGAAAUUGAAACAGAUCAAGCUCUGUAAAAUCCGAAACAACAUCAAAAAUCUUCAUUCUCGAAUUCAAAAUACUGAAGAGAAAUCAGUAGUAAACCUAACCGAUUGGUUAGAGGAAUUGAAUUUUGGGCUAAUUGUACAGAUGAUAGCAGGGAAGAAUUACGAAUCUGGAGGAGACGGAGAAAUGGAGAGAUUUAAGGAAGCUUUUAGGAAAUUUCUGGUUCUGUCAAUGGAUUUUGUGUUGUGGGAUGCGUUUCCGAUUCGGCUAUUCAAAUGGAUAGAUUUUCAAGGGCAUGUGAAGUUAAUGAAGAAGACGUUUAAGGAUAUCGAUUCGAUUUUUCAGAGAUGGUUAGACGAGCAUGUGAAGACGAGAGAAACGUCAUUAAUGGAGGUUAAUGGAGGUGGUAAUGAAAGAGAUUUCAUUGACGUGAUGCUUUCGAAGAUGAGCAAUGAACAUCUUCAUGGAGGUUACUCUCGUGAUAUCGUUAUCAAAGCAACAGUUUUUAGUUUGGUCUUGGAUGCAGCAGACACAGUUUCUCUUCAUAUAAACUGGGGAAUGACAUUACUGAUAAAUAAUCAACAUGUUUUGAAGAAAGCUCAAGAAGAAAUCCACAUGAAAAUUGGUAAGGAUAGAUGGAUAGAUGACAACGAUAUUAAGGAUUUGGUGUACCUUCAAGCUAUCAUUAAGGAGGUGUUACGAUUAUAUCCACCAGGGCCUUUGUUAGUACCACAUGAAAACACGGAGGAUUGUGUUGUUAGUGGUUAUCACAUACCUAAAGGUACUAGACUAUACACAAAUGUCAUGAAAUUACAACGAGAUCCUAAAAUAUGGUCAAAUCCCGAUCAAUUCAAUCCAGAUAGAUUCUUCACUACUGAUAUUGAUUUCCGUGGUCAAGAUUAUGAGUUCAUUCCAUUUGGUUCUGGAAGACGAUCUUGUCCUGGAAUGACCUAUGCGUUGCAAGUGGAGUACCUAACAAUAGGUCAUUUGAUCCAAGGUUUCGAUUAUAAAAUUCCAUCGGAUGAACCUUUGGAUAUGAAAGAGGGACCUGGCAUGACUAUGCGUAAGGUAAAUCCUAUAGAAGUAAUAAUAACGCCUCGCCUCACACCCGACCUUUAUAAAAUUUAAGUAAGAUGUUUCUAU
Messenger RNA from Solanum verrucosum, 1599 nucleotides. Its product is annotated as xanthotoxin 5-hydroxylase CYP82C4-like. Lineage: Eukaryota; Viridiplantae; Streptophyta; Magnoliopsida; Solanales; Solanaceae. Gene Ontology annotation, molecular function: iron ion binding; monooxygenase activity; heme binding. Gene Ontology annotation, biological process: defense response to other organism. The coding region runs from base 1 to 1584 and encodes 527 amino acids. The record is from RefSeq and is a predicted model, not a curated record. The transcript has 2 exons.